Molecule: messenger RNA, 3753 nt
Organism: Paramisgurnus dabryanus
Lineage: Eukaryota; Metazoa; Chordata; Actinopteri; Cypriniformes; Cobitidae
Gene: rhbdf1a
Product: rhomboid 5 homolog 1a (Drosophila)
Biological process (GO): regulation of protein secretion; regulation of epidermal growth factor receptor signaling pathway
Cellular component (GO): endoplasmic reticulum membrane
Molecular function (GO): serine-type endopeptidase activity
Source: RefSeq, a predicted model, not a curated record
GCCGAGUCUCCGCGCCUCCCAACGUGUGUGUGCGCGCACCAAUCGGCCACGCACUUGACCGACUCUCGGUCGUUACGGGCGGGGCUCGCAGUCUGUGAAACUGAAUUACCGGCAGACCAAAACUAAAGUUACCCGAGCUGGUAGCUCUCCGUGUCGUGAGUGCGUGGGAAUGUACUGCGCGCUGCGUGGGAAACACACAUCGGUCUGCUGUAUAAUGUCUUAACGUUGGAUUUAAUCGUCGAAAGCCCAAAGCCUGAGAUAGUUGACAUCUGCAGCUGUACAUUCGCUUGCCCUCCUUAAACGCUGGACGAAAUGCAAUAAAUAUAUACAGCAUCGGUUAUCAGCACGGAUCUGGAGAUAUCAGCUAUUAACCUUUUCCCGUCGACUGCUAAAGUGCUCGUGACUUGUAUAAGGCUGGCAGGUCUGGGGAGAGGCAGUUAGCAUGGCUGAACCAAGACGAGAUAGCAACAGCAGCCUGCAGCGCAAGAAGCCACCAUGGCUCAAAUUGGACAUUCCCCCUGCGCAGGCUUCCCUGGACGAACCUCCAACUUUUAUCCAGCCGGUAAAGAGGCAAGGUUUCCACCGAAGCGUCAGCAUGCCCGUGGAAACGUCCCAUCUCACCUCGCCUCCACGUGACUCCAUCCUUGACCCCCGUCGAGCCGCUUUCCAGCGUCAGUCUUCGAUCACUCAAACCAUCAAAAGCAGCAGGAGAGUGCACUUUGAGAGGAUUAACACUGUGCCCAUUAAGGGUCACCGGGCGGGGCGCCACAGUUUCAGAAGGCAUCAGUCCCUCUCCAGAACUCUUCUCAGGGGUACGGCGGACUGGUUCGGGGUGAGUAAGGACGGCGAUGCCACGCAGAAAUGGCAGAGGAAGAGCCUGCGACAUUGCAGCCUGCGUUACGGCAAGCUGAAACCUCAGGUGAUCCGUGAGAUGGAGCUGCCCAGCCAGGACAACAUAUCGUUGACCAGCACAGAGACACCCCCACCUCUAUACGUACCCUCAUCUCAGCAUGGCAUGCAAAAGAUUGUGGACCCGCUGGCACGAGGUCGCGCGUUCCGCAUGGUUGAGGAAGUUGAUGGCUACAGCGUGCCCCAAACUCCCAUCACCCCCGGCGGUGCAUCCCUCUGCUCCUUCAACAGCUCGCGAUCGGGUCUGAACCGCAUCCCACGGAGACGCAAGCGCGAGUCUGUGGCCAAGAUGAGCUUUAGAGCAGCAGCGGCUCUUGUGAAGGGUCGAUCGUUGCGAGAAGGCACGCUCAAGCGAGCUCACAGACGCAGCUUCACACCGGCUAGCUUCAUCGAGGAAGACGUUGUGGACUUUCCAGAUGAACUCGAUACAUCUUUCUUUGCUAGGGACGUCAUGCACGAGGAGAUGUCCACCUACCACGAUGAGGUGUUUGAGUCUCCAUCCGACUCCACCAUGAAGGACGUGGACAGCAAACAGCUGGAUGAGUCGGAGCUGACGGGCAGCGCGCUGGACAAGAGCGAGUUAGAGAAGAGUCACUUAAUGCUGCCUUUGGAGCGCGGCUGGCGAAAAGUAAAAGAGGGAACACCAGUGCCACCGAAAGUCCGACUGAAGCAGGAGGUGGUGAGUGUGGACGGCCAGCGGAGAGGUCAGCGCAUAGCCGUGCCGGUCAAGAAGCUCUUCGCGAGAGAAAAACGACCGUACGGAUUAGGAAUGGUGGGAAAGCUGACAAAUCGUACUUAUCGCAAGCGUAUCGACAGCUACGUGAAACAACAAAUAGAGGAUAUGGAUAACCACAGGCCUUUUUUUACAUAUUGGAUAACGUUUGUUCACAUACUGAUCACUAUUUUGGCGGUGUGUAUUUAUGGCAUUGCACCAGUGGGCUUCUCCCAGCAUGAGACUGUCGAUUCUGUUCUAAGAAAUAAAGGCGUUUAUGAAAAUGUCAAAUUCGUGCAGCAAGAGAACUUCUGGAUUGGACCAAGUUCGGAGGCACUUAUUCACCUAGGAGCCAAAUUCUCACCGUGUAUGCGAAGGGACCAUGAAGUACACGAGCUGAUCAAGAAAAAACGAGAUAUGGAGCGAAAUUCAGCGUGCUGUGUGAGGAACGAUCGCUCUGGUUGUCUGCAGUCCUCAGAGGAGGAGUGUUCGAGCACUUUGGCUGUAUGGGUGAAAUGGCCCGACCAUCCCAGCGCUCCUCAGCUGAAGGGAAAGAACCGACAGUACGGCUCUGUGUGUCAUCAGGAUCCCAGGACGUGUGUAGAGCCGGCCUCGGUCUCACCUCACGAGUGGCCUGAUGACAUCACCAAAUGGCCAAUCUGUACCAAAUACAAUUCGGGAAACCACACCAAUCUGCCUCAUAUCGACUGUACUAUCACCGGCCGACCCUGCUGCAUCGGUACUAAAGGAAGAUGUGAAAUCACCUCGAGAGAGUAUUGUGACUUUAUGAAAGGAUACUUCCAUGAGGAGGCAACACUUUGCUCUCAAGUGCACUGUAUGGAUGAUGUUUGUGGACUUCUUCCGUUCCUGAACCCAGAGAUCCCAGAUCAGUUUUACCGCCUCUGGCUCUCUUUGUUCCUUCAUGCUGGGAUUCUGCAUUGCCUGGUGUCAGUAUGUUUUCAGAUGACCAUUCUUAGAGACCUAGAGAAGUUGGCUGGGUGGCUUCGAAUAUCCAUCAUCUACAUUCUGAGUGGCAUCACAGGAAACCUGGCCAGUGCCAUCUUUCUUCCUUACAGAGCCGAGGUGGGUCCAGCUGGAUCUCAGUUUGGCAUCCUGGCGUGUCUGUUCGUGGAGUUGAUUCAGAGUUGGCAGAUCCUGGCUCAGCCCUGGCGAGCCUUCACUAAGCUACUGUGUGUGGUGCUCUUUCUGUUCGCCUUCGGCCUGCUGCCCUGGAUCGAUAAUUUCGCCCACAUCUGCGGAUUUGUCUCGGGCUUUUUCCUCUCGUUCGCCUUCCUGCCCUACAUCAGCUUCGGCCGCAUGGACAUGUACCGCAAGCGCUGUCAGAUCAUCAUGUUCCUGGUGGUGUUUGUGGGCCUGUUCGCCGGACUCGUAGUGCUCUUCUACGUGUACCCCAUCAAGUGCGAGUGGUGCGAGCUGCUCACCUGCAUUCCUUUCACCGACAAGUUCUGCGAGAAGUACGACCUCAACGCGCACCUCCAUUGAGAGAUGCACGGAGGAGGGGCGGAGCUUCAGGGACUGAGAGAUUUGGGCAUAGCGUCUGCCAAUCCCCUGCAGUUCGUCUCUUCCGAACGAAGCCGUUUCUGUGAACUUGGACAGUUUUCUUUUUUACUCAGUGCAAGUCGGGAUGCCCCUUUGACCAUUAUUUUGAGAAUGAAGAAUGCUUUUUAAUGCACCCCAAAGUUUUAUGUAGUCGGUAUUGAAAAGGGUGCGUGAUGAUAAUCAUACAAAAGCAGGGUAACACCCGCCCCAAAAAAAUGUUCUUCACACUACAGUCUCAUAAGACGGUGUCAAAAUAUAAGCACUGGUACACCAAAUAGAGAACAUAUGAUCUGCAAUUUGAUUAUUGUUGAUACUUUAUAUGUUUUAGCAUGUCAGGGGUAGGUGUGUCGUUGUUUAGUCAACCUCAGAAUCCAGGGACGAAAUACCUGUACCUUCGGUGCCUUGAUAAAUGUACCUACUACUGCCAUAUUUUCGUUACAUGUUGAGCACUCAAAUGAUAUUCUUUUAUUUGUGUGUUACUUCAAAUGGAGUAAUGGAUGUUUAUGUACGGGUAGUGUUUUAGCUACCCAAUUUACUCACUUGUUACAAAAUACAGCCAAAAACAACCUGCA